AUGCCAACCUCCUUUCUCAGCCUCUCGGCGGAGCUCCGCAUUACCAUCUACGACAUGGCCAUCGGCAAAGUCACCGAAACGUGGAUGAACACUCAAGGCGAACAUAUACGUGGACCUGCCAUCCUCGCCGCCACACGGGACAAUCCGCUCGGAGACCCUACCGAUGCUGCGUCAGGGCAACAGCACUAUCACGUGCACAACUUCGACUUCGCCUAUAUGCUGCCGAUCUUUGAUAGUGCUCGUCAACAGGAGUACCUGGCUCCCAAAGCGCUCAAGGUGAAAAUCCAUCUCAGCGUCGACCCGGACUUCGACAUGGCGAGCGCGCGGGUUACGAUCGAGCCGUGGCUACGUCUUUGCGGCACGCACAUCGAUGUCGACGCCUAUAGCAGUCGCUCAUCUUACAGAAAUCGUUGCGUCUACUUGGUCAAGCAGUACGGCAAGCCACCGCGACUCCCGAAAGAGCUGAGCGAGGCUUUUGGCAAGAAGAGUGCGCUUGAAGGUGGGGAUCAGGGGUCGGCGAUGUUGAGUGCAGUUCAGCAUUGCCACUGGGCCGAAAUCUUGAGGGCUUGGCUCGUAGGUUGCAGCUGGUAUUGUAGGAGGCUGGAGGAGCAGGACGGGGGAAAGAAGGGGAAGGUACUGUUCACCUUGAAGUAG
This is a messenger RNA of Recurvomyces mirabilis, 654 nucleotides long. RefSeq lists its product as uncharacterized. The coding region runs from base 1 to 654 and encodes 217 amino acids. The transcript has 2 exons. NCBI's taxonomy places the organism in Eukaryota, Fungi, Ascomycota, Dothideomycetes, Mycosphaerellales, Teratosphaeriaceae. The record is from RefSeq and is a predicted model, not a curated record.